AUGAGCGAUCAAAGUCGUGUGCCGACCGACGAGGAAGUCGUCCAAGCGGCGCGCGCGCACUACGAGGCGCCGACGCCGACGCUGGGCAUUGCCAAGCUCCUGGGCGCGCUCCAGGCCGAGCACGGCUGGUCGUUGAGCGAGAAGCGCUUCCGCAAGCUCUUGCAGACGGCCGGCCUGCGCCAAGGCACGCAGAAGCAGCCGUGGGUGCCGGUGUCGUCGGUCGACGAGUCGGUGCCGCUGCCUGACGGCGUCGCGGCCAAGUACUUUGACGAGGUCAAGGGGCGUGGGCUCGUCGCGACCAAGCCGUUUGCCGAAGGGCAGUCGCUUUUUGUCGAGGACGCCUUCCUCGCUGCCCCCCCGCCGAGCCAGCUGCCGCGCCUGCUGAGCGGCGAGCUGUGUGCGCACUGCUUCCACCCCACGUCGGGGAGCACGCUGGCGAUUGCGUGCGGCACCGGCAAGUGCGGCGCGCGCUUCUGCAACCGGAUCUGCCAGGGCCGCGCACAGAGCACGCACCAUGCGCUGCUGUGCCCCGGCCUGAAUCCGAACGCGGAGCCGCUGCUCAAGUUCCUCGAGCAGUACCAGUGGCACUCGCUGCACAAUGUCGCGCGUGCGCUCGCGCGGCUGCUGCUCACCGAGUCCGCGCAUCCCCCGCCGUCGGUCUCGCCGACGACCGGCGCAACGGUGCACGGCCUGCCGACGCACGACGCGAAAGCGUCGUUUGACGAGACGCUGCGCCACCUCGACGCCUUUGCGACGGUCUCGGAGCUCGAGCGCCGCGCACGCAACCCCGGCUGGUCGAUGGAAAAGGCCAUGUUCCUCCCGGCGAUGCGCCAGGCGUGGGAGCUCCUGUGCAGAGCACUCGAUCCGCGCCAGGACAAGCUGCCCAAGCGCUUCCCGGUGCAGCGCACCGCGUUUCCUGCCGCAGCGCUCGACCGCGUCUUUUCUUACGACGCGUUCCUCGGGAUGCUGGGGCGCACCAAUAUCAACAUGGAGAGCCACGGCGGCCUAUACUUGGUGCACAGCUACCUGAACCACGACUGCGAGCCGAACCUCUCGAUCAAGCAUGUCCCAGGCCGCGGCGGCAUCCGGGCCGCGACGCGCAUCUCUGCACAGGCCGUGCGCCCGAUCGCACCGGGUGACGAGCUGCUGAUCUCGUACGUCGACCCCAAACUCCCGGCGAGCCGCCGCCGCGAGCUGCUCUGGCGCGACUACUGCUUCGGGCCGUGCGCCUGCGCACGGUGCACCGCCGAGCAGCCCGCGGCAGACGGCGAAUUCGACGCGGCCGCCGCCUCAAAACUCGCCGCAAACACCUCGGUGGACGCGGCACAGGCCGAGCAGGCCUCGCUCGAGCACGAGCUGCGCACCUCGCUGGGCUUCUAA
This is a messenger RNA of Malassezia japonica, 1380 nucleotides long. RefSeq lists its product as uncharacterized. The record is from RefSeq and is a predicted model, not a curated record. Gene Ontology annotation, molecular function: histone H4K20 methyltransferase activity; protein binding. The transcript has 2 exons. Bases 1 to 1380 code for a protein of 459 amino acids. Gene Ontology annotation, biological process: negative regulation of gene expression, epigenetic. NCBI's taxonomy places the organism in Eukaryota, Fungi, Basidiomycota, Malasseziomycetes, Malasseziales, Malasseziaceae.